GCAAUACGGUGUCCCGAGCGAUAUUAUAAAUUUACCAUGGCUGCAUGGGAACUUUUGAAAGAUCAAAACUUUCGCCUUGAUGGAAGAAAACCAACAGAAUUGAGACGUAUAGAAACGAGGUUGGGUGUCUUUCCCAACGCCGAUGGCUCUGCCUACCUAGAACAGGGUAACACAAAAGUUUUAGCUACAGUCUAUGGACCUCAUGAAGUUAAGGGCGGCAGGGGACGUUCUAAUCCCGAUAAAGCUGUUAUCAAUUGUCAAUUUAGCAAGAGUGCAUUUAGUAGUUCUGAGAGAAAGACUCAUAUGAAAUUUGGUCGAAAUUCCAGCGAAACGAAUCAGCACUUGGUUCAAGCAUUAAAUGCUGCUGUUAUGUCCCACUUAUACGCGCGAUGUCAAAUUGAUGUAUACGUAGAAAUAGUUCAAUCCGAUGGAAGCGACUUCUGUGCUUGUCUUAAUGCUUCAACUCUAGCUCUAAUUGACGCUGGUAUUGCUCUAAAGGACAUUGUCACCUGCUGCUCUGCUACAAUAGUAGAUGAGAAAUCAGUUGUGGAUGUAAAUUAUGUAGAGGAAUCGUCUGGUAGUGCUGUUCUAAUUGUUGGCCUUUUACCAAAAGAUGAACAAAUUGCUUACAUGCAAAUGAAAGGUCGAUUACACGCUGAUCAUUUGGAAAAGCUACUUGACUGUGCUGUUGAAGGCUGUCGAAAUAUUAAUAACAUUCUUAAGGAAAGAAUAGGAGAACAUUUGAAAACUCAUUCUAGUCACUUUACUUUAACGCGUCCUGCCACGCCUGGUCGAGCAGAACGGUCUCGCCCCGCGAUCGCUUGA
This is a messenger RNA of Dimorphilus gyrociliatus, 825 nucleotides long. The record is from the annotation of a GenBank genome assembly. NCBI's taxonomy places the organism in Eukaryota, Metazoa, Annelida, Polychaeta, Dinophilidae.